AUGAGUGCAGCGGUGCGACCAACAGCUGCCAUCCUGCGCAGAGCACGCCAUGUGCCCGUAACACAAUGUCUCGCCCGGCGGUGGCAGACAUCCGCCGCAAAGCCCGCAAGCUACGACGAGAUGCUCGACCUGAUGGAACAAGAAUAUCCUGAUCUCAACAAGCCUCGCAACGAUCCUCCUCGUACACCCGAGUCCCCACAGCCCGAACAAUCCGCCCAACAGCAAAUCUUCCAAUCCGAGGACGAAGACGACCGGCAGAGAAGAUGCUCGUCCAUCACCCCGAUUCAAGCCCACAAAGAGACGCUGCCUGGAUCACAGAGAAGGACUGGUACCGACGAGUACAAGCCUCGUCGCGUACCUCCCCCAGUCUACAAGCCCUCUCCUGACCAAGUCGACAAUCACACAUUGCCAGAGCAGACUGCGAUACACAGGUCACAACCACCACUCGAGCAAUCAGAGCAGUCACGGCCAUUGACUGAGCCAUCAGAGCAGUCACAAGCACCUCAGCGUACCCUUGACCUCGCCACCAUCGCCCCGGAAGCCUCACCAACCCUCAUAGCAGAACUCAACCCAGAAUCGAAAGACAUAGAAGCCGAGAAAACUUCAACAAAAGCAAGAAUCAAGCCACGCACGACGCCAUCUCCCGUGGCUCCAGAACCACUACGGAACCCUUCUACCCGAACCAACCCGACUGCCAGGGUGGCAACUGAGGAACUCCUUUCGAAUACCAAUUUCAAUCCUUUGGAAACUGUCAAAAUUAGAGGCAAGAUUUUUGACAACAUCUUCCUUCGCGACUCGUGCACCUGUUCCCAGUGCGUAGACAUAUCGACGCGUCAGAAACGCUUUGACUCUGCCGACAUUCCUUCCAACAUCAGAAUCAGAUCCUUGGAUUCUGGAUCCGGGCCUGAUAGCGAUACUGUCAUCACCUGGAAGCAUGAUGUCCACGGCUUUGGUCCGGAUCAUGUAACCCGACUGUCCAACAAGCGCCUCGUACGUUCGACGCUUUAUCCAAAGACCCAUGAACACACGGGAGGGAAAUGGGCCUGGAACAAGUCCGUGCUGGAGGAACGCAUGGUCGAUUUUGAUUACAAUGAAUACAUGUCGGACGAAAAGGUGCUCUUCCGAAUGUUAGAGCAACUACAGAUGUUUGGCCUGGUAUUUAUCAAGAACCUCCCUGAGGCAGAGUCAUCCGUCAUUCAAACGGCCAACCGCAUCGGGCCUCUCAAGAACACCUUCUAUGGCGAGACAUGGGAUGUGCGCAGCGUCUCGAACGCAAAGAACGUCGCCUAUACUGAUGUGCAUCUUGGCUUCCACAUGGAUCUGCUCUACAUGCAGCAACCUCCGAGAUUGCAGCUUCUGCAUUGCCUUCGUGCAUCUGAUCAAGGUGGCGUGUCUCUGUUCAGCGAUGCUUACCGAUCUAUGCAAGCAGUCUAUGAUAUGGACCAGGCCGCGUUCGAGGCUCUUUGCGAGACGCCAGUCAAUUUCCAUUAUGACAAUGACAACCACCAUUACUUCCGCAGUCGACGCACGUUCCAAUUGCGCGAGGGCAUAAACAAAUUGCCUGGGAGGCUCCAUGGUGUGUGGAAUUUCAUGGAGGCGGUGAAUUGGGCGCCCCCAUUUCAAGCGCCCUUCAAUCACACCAAGGGCGAUGUGGCAUUCGCCAAGAGUAUACGAGCAUGGCAUGAAGCGGCGCAAAUCUUUCGAAAUAUGACAGAGAUGAAAGAGAAUAUUUACAGCCGGCAGAUGGCACCUGGUGAGUGUGUGGUCUUUGACAAUCGCCGUGUUCUGCAUGCCAGGACAGCAUUUGCUGGUGGCGAAAGAUGGCUCAGAGGUGCUUAUCUGGAUGAUGAUCCCAAACCCAAGAACGCGCGCAGCAAGCGCGCCCUCGAAAAGAAAGCGCCCCAACUGCACGAAAACGCAAAAAUGACCCUCUUCCUGCGCUACACGUCCUGCUCCGAAAUCGUGCAACUCUGCAUGGGCGACCUGCACUCCCUCAAACGUCCCUUGGCCCAAAAGUUCACCAAGAAAAACGACAUUCACCCUUUCGAAGACCCUUCGUCGCUGGAGUUUUUCGCAGAGAAGAACGAUUGCAGUCUUAUGGUGUUUGGCUCGCACAGCAAGAAGCGUCCUCACACCGUUACGUUUGUGAGGUUCUUUGACCACAAGGUGUUGGAGAUGUUGGAGUUGCAUGUUGAUGUGGAUACCUUCCGGACGAUUUCGCAGUUUAAGUCUGCCAAAGCUCGUGUUGGUCUCAAGCCUUUGGUUUCCUUCUCUGGCACAGCUUUCGACUCGCCCGUCUCAAACACAUACACCAUGGCCAAAUCUCUGCUUCUCGAUUUCUUCAAGGGCGAAGACACGAAUAAUGUGGAUGUGGAGGGUUUGCAGUACAUGGUGCACAUUUCCGUGCCCGAAGAGGAGGAUGCCCAGCCCGCGCCCAAAAUCUGUCUGCGCACAUACAUGAUCAGCACGAAAAAGUCUGGACAAUCGCUGCCGAGAGUCGAGGUCGAGGAGAUGGGCCCCAGAGUGGAUUUCCGCGUCGGCAGAGUCAAGGAGGCUGAUGUGGAUAUGAUGAAGGCUGCUAUGAAGAAGCCCAAGGGUCUGGAGAGCAAGAAAAACAUCGAGACCGACAUUAUCGGAGACAAGGUCGGCCGCAUCCAUCUCGGCAAGCAAGACCUCAACGACAUGCAAACGAGAAAGAUGAAGGGUCUCAAGAGAAGCAGAGACGACGACACCGAGGGCGGCCCCGUGGUCUCGGACGACGAAGGCGAGGAUGUCGAGACCGAUGGCGGUGUCGAGAUCAAGAAGAUCCGUGUCUAA
Molecule: messenger RNA, 2817 nt
Organism: Aureobasidium vineae
Lineage: Eukaryota; Fungi; Ascomycota; Dothideomycetes; Dothideales; Saccotheciaceae
Source: the annotation of a GenBank genome assembly